This is a messenger RNA of Budorcas taxicolor (takin), 2508 nucleotides long. It is a transcript of the gene ANKK1, whose product is annotated as ankyrin repeat and kinase domain containing 1. Gene Ontology annotation, molecular function: ATP binding; protein binding; protein kinase activity. Gene Ontology annotation, biological process: protein phosphorylation. Gene Ontology annotation, cellular component: cytoplasm. Lineage: Eukaryota; Metazoa; Chordata; Mammalia; Artiodactyla; Bovidae. The record is from RefSeq and is a predicted model, not a curated record.
AUGCUGUUCCCCAGGAGUCUGGAAGGAGUCAAGGAUUGGCUCAAAGGCAAGGCAUGUCCUCCUGAGGUUGCCCCUCCUCCCAGAAGACGGGGACCCCAGUAUGCUCGACAUGCUCCCCGAGCCUCACCUCUGACCCCCACCCACACCCCAGCAACAAGCCACCCCCAGAACUGGACCAAAGAAUUCACCUCCCCGGGGGCCCGCGGCGCAGGGAGCAGCCCGGCCCGGAGCGCGCGGGGCGCCAAGAGCCCGGGCCGCGCCGACGCCGUGGCCGCGCGCGUGGAGCGGCGGCCGGGCGGCCUCCCCGCCUUCACCCGCGACGGUUUCGAGGCCGACCGGCGCCGAGGGGCGAGCGGCGGCUGCCGGCUGUCCCAGGCGCCGCAGCAGCGCUGGCGGACCGAGUGCGCCCUCGAGAGCUCCCCGUCCUCCCGCCCGACCUCUGAUGUGAAUUGCCUCAUUGAAGAAGCAGCCCAAAUGGAGAAGAUCAAGUUUCAGCACAGUGUUUGCAGGCAGCCCCUGGGUGUUGUGAUGGAGUUCAUGGCCAACGGCUCCCUGGAGAAGAUGCUUCCCACUCACAGCCUCGGCUGGCAGCUCAAGGUCUGCACCAUCCACGAGACCAGCCUGGCCAUGAACUUCCUCCACAGCAUUAAGCCACCGCUGCUCCAUCUGGACCUCAAGCCAGGCAACAUCCUCCUGGACAGCUGCCUGCAUGUCAAGGUUUCAGACUUUGGCCUGUCCAAGAGGAUGGAGCAGUCGACCCGGAUGCAGUGCAUCAAGAGGUCAGCUCUGCAGGGCACCCUCAGCUACAGCCCCCCUGAGAUGUUUCUGGAGAGUAACAAGGGCCCAGGGCCCAAAUACGACAUGUACAGCUUCGGGAUCGUGAUCUGGGAGAUCCUCACUCAGAAGAAGCCGUAUCCAGGUAGCAGGUGGCAGUGGCGCCUGGCCACAGGCAGGCGGCCCUCCCUGCAGCCUGUCUCAGAUGAGUCCCAGCAGAUGGUGGACCUGAUGAGGCGCUGCUGGGACCAGGAGCCCAAGAAGAGGCCCUGCUUUCCAGAUACCAUAGCGGAGACAGACAUGCUGCUUUCGCUGUUCCAGAGUCCGGUGGCCCACCGUGAGAGGGAGGCCUUGGCCGGGAAAGUGUCCUGCGCGGCGGCCAGCCCGGGGAGGGCCCGGCCUGCAGAGGGCGCCCGCGGCUCUCCCCUGUUUUCCCGCCCUGCCCACUCAGGAGACUAUUUGAAGCGGGUCCUACGUCUCUCAGACAGUGAGAGCCUGGUCCCUAGCGAUGAGCAGGUGUACAUCUAUGAGAACAAGGUCACCCUCCACUUCCUGGUGGCCUGGGGCCUCCUGGAGGGGGUGAGGCUGCUGCUGGCCCACGAGGUGGACGCGGACCGCCAGACAGCCUGCGGCUACACGCCCCUCCUUAUCGCUGCCCAGGACCAGCAGGACGACUUCUGCACCCCGCUCCUGGAGCACAGCGCCGACGCCCACCUGGCAGAUGAGGACAGCUGGGCCCCCUUGCGCUUUGCAGCCCAGAAUGGGGACGACCACUCUGCCCAUCUGCUCCUGGACCAAGAGACCUGCGUGAUGCCCAGGAGCACGAGGGGAGACCCACUCCACCUGGCUGCACAGAACAACCCUGAGAAUGUGGCCUGGCUUCUGGUCUCCCAUCAAGCUGACCCCAACCUGCAAGAGGCUGAGGGCAAGACCCCUCUCCACGUGGCCGCCUACUUUGGCCACAUCAGCCUGGUCAAGCUGCCGACAGCCCAGGGGGUGGAGUUGGAUGCUCGGCAGAGAAACCUAAGGCCACUGCACCUCACAGUGGAGAGAAGCAAAGUGAGGGCCACCCAACAUCUGUUAGAAAGUGGGGCGGCCCCUGAUGCCCUCGACCAGAACAGCCCACUGCCCGCUGCGGGUGCCAGGGGCAAGUACCUUAUCUGCAAGAUGCUGCUCAGGUAUGGGGCCAUCCUGGAGCUGCCGACCCAGCAGGGCUGGACACCCCCGCAUCUAGCAGCCUACAAGGGCCACCUGGAGAUCAUCCACCUGCUGGCUGAGAGCCAGGCAGACGUGGGGGCUCCUGGAGGCAUGAACUGGAUCCCCCUGCACCUGGCUGCCCACCACAAGGCGGAGGUGGUGGUGUCCACCCUGCUGAAAUGUGGGGCUGACUGCAAUGCAGCCGAGCAGUCAGGCUGGACACCCCUUCACCUAGCAGUCCAGAGGGGGACCUUCCUGAGCAUCACCCACCUCCUGGAGCACCGUGCAGAUGUCCAUGCCUGCAAUAAGGUGGGCUGGACCCCCGCCCAUCUGGCCGCCCUGAAGGGAAACAUGGCCAUCCUCAAAGUGCCGGUCAAGGCUGGCACCCAGCUCGACAUCCAGGAAGGGGUUGGUUGCACACCCCUGCAGCUGGCCCUCCAGAGCCAGAAGCAGGACAUUGUCGCCUUCCCAGAGGGCAGGGAGCCCUCACUGGCCAUUCUGGGCAGAGCUGAGCCGGGAGCCCAGAUGGAAAUUUAG